AUGAUGGAGUCAGUUCCUGAUCUUCAGAGUUCAAUGUACAUGACACUUGAUGGAUAUCCUUGUGUACGGCUACUCAAUCUUUCUGGUGUGAUUGGUUGUUCAAAUCCUGGAAGAGUGAAGGUUGUCGCUCCAAUUAUAAGAUUAAACAAUGCUACUGAGCUGUCUCAGUUAUCUGCAGUUUUGCUGUCAGUGGAUGAAAUUCAAAGUUUUCUUACCAGAACAUUGAAUGAUUCGACUUUUGCUAAAAAUGUUGCUGGUAUCUUGGUUGAAUCAAGCCCUGAGUUCCAAAAUAAGUUAAAAGGAUUCUCUCCAGAUCAAAAGUUCCCACAAUCUGAAUUUGCUCCUUAUAAAAGCAUCAACUACGAAUGGAACCCAAUUGGCUCUGGUAUAAUGUGGAACCCAUAUAACUUUCCUGUAUUCUUACUCUCUCACAGUAGCACAUUGACCCUGCAGGAGGCUGCCAUAAAGAAUGAGAAGAACGUAAAAUCUUAUACAGCUGACGUGGCUGAGUUUGAUCUGGUGAUGCAGACAACGAAAGCUGGGACUCAUGAUUCAGAAUCUUGUCUAAAGGAAAAUACUUGCCUUCCCUUAGGUGGAUACAGUGUUUGGUCAUCGCUUCCCCCAAUCAAUUUUUCAUCAUCAGAGCAGUCUAAGCCCAUUAUACUCGUGGUGGCGUCGAUGGAUUCAGCUUCAUUUUUCCGUGACAAAGGCCUUGGCGCUGACUCCCCUAUUUCUGGGCUGAUUUCAUUGCUGGCAGCAGUUGAUGCACUUUCUCAUGUGGAUGGUCUGGAUGACUAUCAUAAACAGCUUGUUUUCAUUGUUUUCACUGGAGAGGCCUGGGGCUACCUUGGUAGCAGGAGGUUUUUGCUUGAACUUGAUCUGCAGUCUGAUGCUGUUGUGGAAAUUGGAUCUGUUGGAAAGGGCCUCAACCAAGGAGUUAAGAACUUUUUUGUUCAUACAACUGGGGUUUCUUCUGCCACAAAUGAGACAUUGGAUGCUUUAAAGCGUGCCCAAGAUUCAGUCAAGUCUGAAAGCUUUACAAUCUCAUCUACAAAUGCUUCAAAUCCUGGGAUUCCUCCAUCCUCAUUGAUGACUUUUCUGAGAAAGAACUCUCUAACUUCUGGGGUUGUUUUAGAAGAUUUUGAUACUGUCUUCACCAACAAGUUCUACAACAGUCACCUUGAUGAUAUAUCCAAUGUAAACUCUUCAGCAAUUGUGGCAGCAGCUUCCCUUGUAGCACGCACCCUUUACAUUCUUGCAAGUGACAACAAAAAUUUAAGCAGUUCAGCUUUAACAUCUAUCAACGUGAAUGUUUCACUAGUUGAAGAACUAAUGGGUUGCCUAUUGGACUGUGAGCCUGGUCUUUCUUGUGAGCUGGUGAAAAGCUAUAUAUCACCAGCCAGUACCUGCCCAAGCCAUUAUGUUGGUGUCAUCCUUGGUGAACCUUCCUCCCCACCUUAUCUUGGAUAUGUUGAUGACAUUUCAAGGUUCGUUUGGAAUUUCCUGGCCGAAAGAACUUCCAUUCCAAGGAAAAAUGGGAGUUCUGUUUGUUCGCAAGACUGCAGUAAUGAGGGUGAAGUAUGCAUUAGAGCUGAAACUGAGGGAAAGGGAGUCUGCGUUGUCUCCACAACCAGAUAUGUUCCAGCAUACUCAACACGGUUGAAAUAUGAAUCUGGAACUUGGAAUGUGUUGCCUCCAAAUAACUCAGAACCCAUGGGGCUGGUGGACGCUGUUUGGACAGAAAGCAACUGGGAUACGAUUGGACUCCGGGUCUACACCAUCCAAAAUGCUUCUUUCGAUCGUCUUGUCUUACUUGGGAGCAUUGCCAUUACAGUCUUGUCUUGCUUUGCAAUAGCGAUUACAAAGGCCUUCGUGAGAAAGGCUCUAAAACGUGAUUGA
This is a messenger RNA of Prunus armeniaca (apricot), 1899 nucleotides long. NCBI's taxonomy places the organism in Eukaryota, Viridiplantae, Streptophyta, Magnoliopsida, Rosales, Rosaceae. The record is from the annotation of a GenBank genome assembly.